GUCAGACGGAGGAUACAGCGUGGAGGCUGGGGGCUUCGGCAGACAGCACUUUCUUGCUAGUAGGUAGCCGGUACACCGAACGGCCUGCUUCCUGCUGUAUUUUCCGUGCUUCCAGGUCUGGCACCACUGUCCUGGGCGGGGGUAGCCGGCAGAACACCGCCCCCGCCGACAGGUCGCUUGUCCCGACGGGCGCGCCCUCCACCGGGCGGAGCUGGCCGGCACACUGGCGUCAGCCACCCGGGGCCCGCACGGUGGCCAUGGCCCAGAGCCGCCUGGAGUCGAUAUGGCGAGAGCUGGACGAGCCGCAGCUAGGUGCGGGCUGGGAACUCUUCGUGGACAUCGCUGGAAUCCGCAUUUACCGCUUCUACCGCGAGGAAUCCUGCCUCUAUGAAUAUAAAAUCUGUGGAACCAUUUCAGAUUGUGCUCCGGAGUUGUUUGUGGACGUCUACAUGGACCUGGACUAUAGGGAGCAAUGGGAUAGUUAUGUGAAAGAGCUGAAGGAGCUGGAGCAUAGCGGGCAGAAGGUGAUUUACUGGGAAGUUAAAUACCCCUUCCUCAUGUCUAACCGAGAUUAUGUGUAUGGGCGUGAGCUUCAUGACCUGGACAUCAACGGACGGAAAAUUUGGGUGAUCAUUGCACAAUCGAAAUGUGUACCGGAGAUACCAGCCAAAGCGGGCAUCAUCCGAGUGGAAGACUACCAUCAAACUGUGGCUUUGGAGAGUGAUGGUAACCAAGGCACCAAAGUGUUUCUACAUUACUUUGAUAAUCCAGGAGGCUUGAUCCCAACCUUCCUCAUUAACUGGGCCGCAAAGACUGGAGUGCCUUCCUUUCUGAAAGAUAUGCAGAAAGCCUGUGCUAACUACCCUGAAUACCGCAAGAAAUCUGGAAAAGAGUCUGCAUUGUAUUGAUUGAGUCUAUAUCCAAGGAGAUGACAAUGGGCUGUUGUUACUUUAUUGUGUUUUGAAGUGGAGGGAUAUUAUUCUCAUUUGCAUAUCGCACCAGGCUGCAUUACUGCCCAAUCGGUUUCUUUUCAUCACUAUCAAUAAGAUUUAUGUAUCAUAGGUUAAGGGUGAAGGGUGAAAUGUUUAAGGGGAACUUCUUCACUCAGAGGAUGGUGAAAGCAUAGAACGAGCUGCCAGUGGAGGUGGUGGAUGCAGGUUGGAUUUCAAUGUGUAAUAGAAAUUUGGCUGAGUACAUGGAUGGGAGGGGUCUGGAGGCCUGUGGGUGGGUGGGACUGGGCAGAAUAACAGUUCAGCACAGGCUGAAGGGCUGUCUCUAUGCUGUGGUGCUCUCUGCCUUGAUGUUGGAAAGCCACCACAUCCAGUUUCAAAGGGAGACGGCAGUUGUAGAUUUGGGCACAUAACUGUUAGGUGUGGGCUGGUGCCAAGGAGGGGAAAUGUGACCUGGUAACCUGCUCCCACUUGGACAUCUUAGUUUCCUAGUUUCAUCAGAGAACUUUGCCAUUUUCAGAGCUGGACAGUGUAUGAAGGGAAAAAGAACAGAAUCCAUGACAAAAUCCAUCUUUAGACACAAGCUUGCAUAUUUUUGGCCAUCUUUCCUUUCCUUCAGUCGCCGUUCACCAUGGCCCAUUUUCCUCGAUACUGUUUCACACAGGGUUUGAGUUGGGCACUUGUGUAUUUGAAGACCAUGGGGAUCGGAGAGGUGAAAUAUGCUACUCUGGUGGGAAAACUUAAAACUGUUCUUGUAUGGUUGAGGGCUGGAUUAAUGCAUAGCCCAUGGGAAAUAAAUACCCUCUCUGGAAGCAGCUCUCGAGAACAGCAUGGGCUUCUGUCCAAUGUGAUGGUGUAAACACUGGGAACUGCCAAGAGUGUUCAGUUUUCCCUGUCACACUAAUGUGCAACCCGUCAUGUGUUCCUGGAGGUAAAAGUUCUUUCUUUAGCUUUCGUUAAUACACUCCUCUCGAGAGGAAGAGACAGCUUCAAUUCCUGCCAGCGAAUAGCACUGGGGUUCCCUCACUGAGUGCUGCCUUUCACAGGUGCCAAGCCACUUCUGUAAAAUCCAUGUAAAAUCUGUGACAGAUUUUCAGCUGUUCACCUGAAUGGUCUAAUGAAUUAAAUAUCUGCCUCUCCAUUUGGACUCUAAUCAUCGUUUAAAAUACAUGGCACAUAUUUUAGACUAUCAAACUAGUGUGUUUUCAAAUUUAAAAAUAGCCUUUUAGCACUUUAGGAGCAAUUUCUAAUUGUUGGCUAUGUGGAUUAUACUGGUGAACAGUUGUGUCUCUGGGUUAUUGAGGGCCAUGCACCAUGCUGUGAACAAGUCCAUUACUACUUUGGCAUCCUCAGCUAUUAGCAUUCCUGGCUGAUGCUAGGAUGUCCAUCUGUGCCUACUCCUUCGGUAAGCACAUUUCAUUUCCCACAAUGGGGCAGUUUACAAGUUUCCUUACAUUUCUAUAGCUGACAGACUGUUCCUGCCCCUCUACAUUCACAGUUAUUUAGAAAUCCCCUCCAUUCCUUUUGAUAAUUGUAUCCAUUUCUGCAUUUGCAAUUCCACCCACUGAAAAAUGCUGUUGUCUCGCAACUGUCCUGACUGCUGUGUGUUCAAACUAAUCAUUGGCCUUAUACCAAGCCAGUUUGGUUCCAUUUUGCUGAAGUGCCCUGGGUUCCUAGUGCCUUAACCUCUGGGCCAGCCUAUCGUGUAGGACCUUGUCAAAAGUCUGAAAAUCACUAAAGUCCAUGAAAAUCACAUUUCUUGCUUUGUCUUUGGCAGUUUUCUUAACUGCUCAAAAAGUUAAGCAUGAACUCUUCUGCAUAAAACUGUGUUGAUUUCUGUGAAUCAGACCCUGCCUUUCCAGGUAUCUGUAAAUCCUGUCCUUUGAAUCUUCUCCACUGACUUCCCUGCCACUCAUGUAAGGCUCAAUGGCAGAGUUGUAGACUUUUCCCCAUUGUCUUUUUUGAACAAGGGGCACUAUUAACCAUCCUCCAGUCUUUGAUACUUACUUCACUCCUGGAUACAAAGAUGGAAAAGCCUUUGAAUAAUCUCCUCACUUGCUUCAUAAAGCAACAACAUAAAGAAAUGGAGAAUUGUCUAGCUGACACUCUUUCUCACUGGUGUAGAAUAGGCCUCAUCAUGAGCACUUGGAGGAGGUUGAUGAAAAUCCCCAGUGGAAUUACUGCCUUCAGUGUAAGGGUGUGUACUCUGUGCUGUAUUGCCCCAUGACUCUAUAGUGUGUUGACCAAAGCUGCACACAGUAUUCCAGCCACAGUCUAACCACUGUUUUGUAAGGUUGCAACAUAACAUCCUGACUUUUUUAUGCCCUGAGCUAUGAAUACAAGUAAAAUGUAUGCCUUCCUCACACUUUAUUGACCUGUGAUGCUUUCAGGAAACUAGGUACAAUACUCCCAGGGACCCUGUUAACCACGUCUUAUGUCCUGCCCUGAUUUGACUUCUCAAGAUGCAUUAAUUUAAAUUCCAUCUGCCAUUCCUUUGUCUGUUAUCCUGUAUAACAUUAGACACCCGUCUUCACUGUCCACUAGACCUCCAGUUAUGGUGUUAUCUGCAUACUGUCAUCAUUACACCCAAAUCACUGAUAUUCAUGACCAACAACGGAACUGCAGCACCAAUCCUGUAGCACGCCACUGGUCAUAGACCUUCAUUUUGAAAAAUAAUGCUCCACCACUACCUUCUGUCUCCUACCUCCAAGCCAAAUUUAUAUCCACAAAAUGCUGAGUUCCUCCACUUUUUCUGUCUGUUGCUUUGGAUUUCCAGCAUCUGCAGAAAUUUUUGUGUUUCAAAUUUGUGUCCAGUUGGCUGUCCCACCAUGUUUCACACGUGUUCUAACCUUCCACACUAGCCUUGUAGCUCACAUAAUGUCAACUGUCCUUGUCAAUCCUCAUGAGUAGUGAGACAUCACUUCCCUACCACUGAUGUAAGGCUCACUGUUCCCUACCUAUCUGAAAUCAAGGUCGCUUAGUACCUCACCAGUGACUAAUAAAGUUACUCCUCCCCCAUUGCCACUCUUAGAUACAGUGAAUUAGGAAAUAUGGGUUAGUGUGGGAAAUUAAAGGCACAAUGUGAAGAAAAAGCCAAGCAGGCAGGAAGCCUGAUAGUUCUCUCCAUGAGUGCAGGCUGAACAUUUCACACUCCUUUGCCAGGAUUACAGCUGCUAUCCCUUGCUGUUACCCCCAUCUCCAGGCAGCCUCUAUCCUAUCCCUUGCUGUUACCCCCAUACCCCCCAUCUCCAGGCAGCCUCUAUCCUAUCCCUUGCUGUUACCCCCAUCUCCAGGCAGCCUCUAUCCUAUCCCUUGCUGUUACCCCCAUCUCCAGGCAGCCUCUAUCCUAUCCCUUGCUGUUACCCCCCAUCUCCAGGCUUCGCACCAGCACAAAUAUACCGUUCCUAACAACUUGCCUCUCUCCACCUUCACUGCAAUUUCCAACGAGCUAGUUCCCUCCAUUUCCCCUUCCGCGUAAGGGCUGUGACCUGAAAGUGGACGGGUCCUCUUUCCGCACAGACUGCCUGGCCUGCUGAGUGUUUCCAGCAGUCAGGUUUAUGUUAGAUUUGCACCCCUGUCCUGUUUAUGGUCAGCCGGCUGGUGGCGUAGUGGCAUCAGCGCUGGACUUCGGAGCGAAGGCUCCCUGGUACACUUUCCAUCCGUGCUGGGUUGAGCGUUGAGCGUUGACCUCGUAAAAAAGAAAUUGCCUGCUACAGAAACAUCAACAGCAAAAAGUUGUUGGUCUGUGCUCUCUGUCAGUUUAAAAGGCAAUUUCCUUCCUUUUCUUUCCUGUUUACGAAGGUCCCGUGAGCUGUCCGGUUCGGGUCCGUACCUCCAACCCUGAACUCGGACAUGGAGGUGGGUCAGGGGUGAGAACAGGAGGGAGUUGCUGCCAGUUUGUGCAGGCUCUGGCUCAGCGAGCUGAGCUGGGUGUGGCUGUCCAUCCGGUCCGUCAGCGUGCACCGGGUCCGAGGUGGACGUACGGCCUGCAGGUGCCUGAUCGAGGACGGGACCGGGCUUUGCAUCGCUAUGCCUGGAUGCAGCUUUCACCCUCGCUGAGCAGUGUGAAGUGAUGCUUGUUGUGUCGGCUUUCCUGCUCUCGGGUUUGCAGGGAGCGGGAGCUUGAUCCCCUGGCAAAGGAAGUGUGCACCUCCCCCGGGUCCUGCAGUGACACCGUCCGUCAGCCGCCCCUCCGAAUAUUCCCACACCUUUUCUUUAGGUGGGAUAGCUUUCUAAUCAACCUAAUGACCCGGUUAACAGUGGAGCGCCUUACAGGUGUUUCCUGGAUGAAGGCAGCUUUGCUUGCUCUGGGUCAACUGCUGGCCAGUGGUUUAUCACCGCAGACACGAGGAAA
Mobula hypostoma (lesser devil ray) is the source of this 5304-nucleotide messenger RNA. RefSeq names its product phosphatidylcholine transfer protein (gene pctp). Bases 258 to 908 code for a protein of 216 amino acids. Lineage: Eukaryota; Metazoa; Chordata; Chondrichthyes; Myliobatiformes; Myliobatidae. The transcript is spliced from 6 exons. The record is from RefSeq and is a predicted model, not a curated record. Gene Ontology annotation, molecular function: phosphatidylcholine binding; phosphatidylcholine intramembrane carrier activity.